Zophobas morio is the source of this 2220-nucleotide messenger RNA. Its product is annotated as probable cytochrome P450 6a13. NCBI's taxonomy places the organism in Eukaryota, Metazoa, Arthropoda, Insecta, Coleoptera, Tenebrionidae. The record is from RefSeq and is a predicted model, not a curated record. The coding region runs from base 68 to 1567 and encodes 499 amino acids. The transcript has 6 exons. Gene Ontology annotation, molecular function: monooxygenase activity; heme binding; iron ion binding.
AUUACUUAUCAGUAUCUACAUGUGAUUUGAUGUGGAAACACCACAGUAUUAGUACUGUUGUAUUAAAAUGAUUUUAAUAUUAGUGCUAAUCGUCGUCGCUACUGGUUUAUACUUGUUAAAUUUAAAUUACAAGUAUUGGGAAAAGCGCGGAGUUCCUGGGCCCAAACCUACGUUUCUUGUUGGUAACUUAACAGAAAAUUUCCUCGUAAAAAAAUCAUUGGCAGAUCUCUAUGGUGACAUAUACAAAAAAUUUCGAGACACUCGUUUAGUUGGCAUUUUCAAAGCAAGCACCCCAGCUUUAGUAAUUCGCGAUCCCGGACUAAUCAAAGAGAUUACAGUUAAAUCUUUUCAACACUUUCACGACAAUGAAUUAUACCUAGACAAAAAUAUAGACCCACUGUCAGGACGUAAUCCAUUUUUCCUAAGAGGAGAAGAAUGGAAAUCCACAAGGGCACAUUUAACUCCAGGUUUCACCAGUGGAAAAAUGAAAUGGAUUUAUCCCCUCUUGGAAGAAGUCAGCAAAAACCUCGUCAAAUAUAUCGGAAAACAUCCAGAAGCGACCACAGGAAAAGGAUGCAACGCCAAGGAAGUAUGCAUGAGAUUUACUCUGAACAAUGUAGGCACCUGCGCUUUUGGACUUGACGCAAAAUGCUUCGAAGAAGAUAAUCCAGAAUUUAAGCAAAUCGCUGACCGGUUUCUAAGUCCCGAAGGGUUCCAAAACGUCAAAGUAUUCCUUGUCAGCAUCAUACCAUUCAUAGCAAAAAUAGUUUCCAUCAAAUUCACUCCUAAAGAUGUGGAAGAAAAACUAACAAACAUAGUAAGGCAAACUUUGCAAUAUCGAGAUGCAAACAACAUUAUCAGAAACGAUUUUAUGCACAUUUUGCAUCAGUUGACGAAAACAAAUAAAGAUUUUAGGGAAGUGGACGCCACAGCUCAUGCUGCUGGAUUCUUUGGAGAUGGUUACGAAACCAGUUCGAUCGUGAUGCACUUAACGUUGUACGAGCUUGCGGCAAGCCCUGAAACUCAGUCUAAGCUCAGAGAAGAAAUAAAUAAAGCGUUUGAGGAAAACAAUGACACUUUGCCAUAUGAAGAAUUACAAAAACUGACGUAUUUAGAUGCUGCCUUUAAUGAGGCAUUACGAUUGCAUCCUCCUCUCGGUUCUUUGAACAAAAUGUGCACAAAAGAUUAUACGUAUGUACCAAGAGAUGACGAAGUUAUAAAAAAACCUUUCGUCAUUGAGAAAGGGACGCCUGUCAUUUUACCCUUGUAUGGGCUACAUCGAGAUCCUGCAUAUUUUGAUGAACCGGACCGUUUUAAACCUGAAAGAUUCCUUGAUGAGAAGAAAGAUAGUGUGAAAUAUGCUUUUUUGCCUUUUGGUGAAGGUCCUAGAGCUUGUUUAGGUCAGAGAUUUGGAUCUUUGCAAGUGAGAAUCGGUGUUGCGUAUGUUAUUAGGAAUUUUGAAAUUUUCGUCAACAAGAAGACACAGUUGCCGAUUAAAUACGAUCCAAUGUACUUUUUAACGUCACCAAGAUUACCUUUGUGGCUUGAUUUCAAGAAAAUAAGAUAAUCGAGGUAUACUAAAAUUUUUACCACAAUGUGUGGCAAAAUUAACAUAAAAAUUGUCAUUGUUUAAUGUUCCUGUGGACAAAAAGUCUUCUGCAAAAAUAGUAACUAGCUCUCAGUUUAAGUAUUAUAAUUCUGUUAUUGUAGAUAAGAUAAGCUGUAUCACUACUCAAAACCGAUUAUGGUAAAGUAUUUUUUUAAGUGUUUAUCUCCCUAAACAUAAUUUGUUGUCCCAAAGUUUAUUAAUCUAACGCACUUAUAAGUAACUGUAUAUAAAUUUUACAAUUACAAGCUACCUGAAUAACCUCACAAAUAUUUUAGUAAAACAUUGCAUCACAUAAAUUGAUGUAUAUGACGUACAAUGUACUUUAAAUAUAAGUGUAAGUGUAAGAUAUAAUAGUUUCAUAAAUAUAAUAUAAUAUUUACAUACUGCUUUAUGUUAUGUGUAAAAAUAUAGGGUGAUUUCGACAUUAUGCGUCAGUUGUAACCACGGCAUCACGUACCGUAGUAAUGUGGAAAUAUAGAAAAAAUAAAUUCAAAACCCACAUGAAUCAACCACGAUGCGAUGCCACGGAUUCACCUUUUAAACAGUAGAUGGAAAAGCGUUCGAAUAAAAACGAUGUAAACACUUUCAGUUUCAAUUAAAAGUAAAACCGA